Salvia miltiorrhiza (redroot sage) is the source of this 1316-nucleotide messenger RNA. RefSeq names its product hyoscyamine 6-dioxygenase-like. The coding region runs from base 144 to 1175 and encodes 343 amino acids. The transcript is spliced from 4 exons. The record is from RefSeq and is a predicted model, not a curated record. Lineage: Eukaryota; Viridiplantae; Streptophyta; Magnoliopsida; Lamiales; Lamiaceae.
UUUUUUUUAGUUUUUGCUCCAAAUGUGACAAAAUAGAGUUGCUAUAUAAGUUGUAGAAAUCACCUCAAUAACUACACAUACUAAUUAACAUCCCAUCCUAGUUCCAAUUAAGUCAUUUUAUCCAAAUAUAUAUAUACAUAUAAAUGGAUAUUCUUAUGUCAAAUUGGUGCAAACCUGUGGAAGAAAUACCUGAAAAAUACAUAUUUUCAGUUGAAAAAAGGCCUGGUUCCCAUGAUUUCCCAGUGAUGAACAUCCCUCUCAUCGAUCUUCAAAAUCCCAAUCGCCCACAAAUCAUUCAACAGAUCUUUGAUGCAUGCCAAGAAUUUGGAAUCUUUCAGGUGAUCAACCAUGGGGUUCCGGCGAGCUUGAUGGAGGAGACGAUGAAGGCGAUGAAGGGAUUCUUUGCGACGUCGCCGGAGCACAAGUCCAGCUUCUACUCCACAGACAUGACAAAGAAAUGCAGACUCUACUCUAGCACCUUGAACUACCAAUCCGAAGACGUCCAUUAUUGGAGAGAUAAUCUCACUCACCAUUGUCAUCCUCUCCAACAUCACAUUCACCUGUGGCCACAAAAUCCUUCCAAUUAUAGAGAAGUUGUUGGGGAAUAUUCAAUUGAGACAAAGAAGCUGAUGCUGAGGAUUCUAGAAGCGAUAUCGGAAGGGCUAGGGCUGAAACCUAAAUAUUUCGACGGCGAGAUUAUCAAGAGUCAAGGGCUAUCAGUGAAUCAUCACAUUCCAUGCCCUGAUCCGAGCCUCACGCUCGGAAUGCCACUACAUACUGAUCCAAACCUUAUCACCACAUUGCAGCAGUGCUCCGUCCUGGGCCUCCAAGUCCUCCGCCACCACCAAUGGAUGGAUGUUGAGCCCAACCCCGCCGCGUUCCUCGUCAUCCCUGGCUUCCAACUCAAGGUGAUAAGCAAUGGGAGAUUUUCGAGCCCGGUUCAUAGAGUGGUGACGCAUUCGCGAGAGGCGAGGACGACGAUCGGGUCGUUCUUGAUUCCGUCGCCGGAGAUCGUUAUUGAGCCGGCGGAGGAGUACGCCGGCGACCGCCCCGUCUACAAAGGCUUCACUUAUGAAGAGUUUUUCAGCUGCUUCAUUAGGAGCAACUGUGAAGCUGAUGCUGCACUCGCCUUCUUCAAAAAUGAGACCAAUUCAAAAUCAACAACGUUGCUCUAAUGAAUUUCUCUUGUGUAUCAAAUCAAUAAAUCUUUAUUUUGUUUGUACAAGCUUUUGUGUGUGUGUGUGUGGGUGAAAUAGUUGCUUUGUUUAAUAAUGGGGAGUUGAAAUGUAUAGAAUCAAUAUUUUGGUGUGUGUUAA